AUGCAUAGCGAUAAGAUUGAAUCAAAACCGGUCAGAGGGUCUAUUUUUCCUCCUAAUACAGAUCAGGGAGUAUACUUGGCUGCAACUGAUAUUUCGUAUCAAAUUACUAAUGGUGUUUUUGAACAGAGCACAGCAAGAAUAUUAUCAGGAAUAAAGUUCUUUGCUGAGCCAAAAACUAUGACCGCAAUUUUAGGUCCUAGUGGAUCUGGAAAGACUUCUUUGCUUAAUAUUUUAUCUGGAAGAUUAUCUUCAACUGGUAACAAGCUGGUAGGAGGUUCGAUAUAUUUGAAUGGAAAGAAGGUUACAAGUAAGGAUUUAAAGUCUCGUUGUAGCUAUGUGAUGCAAAAUGAAAUAACCAUUCCAUAUUUAACAAUUCAAGAGACAUUGCUUUACUCAGCAGAAUUAAGAUUACCAUUUUUAUCUGCAAAAGAAAGAAGGGAAAAGGUUAGAAUUUUAUUAAAUGAUCUGGGUUUAGUACAUUGUAUGCAUUCAAUAGUAGGUGACGACAAGGUAAGAUCAAUAUCAGGUGGUGAACGUAAAAGAGUUAUAUUGGGUACUGAGUUGAUCAGCGACCCACAAGUGUUGUUUAUUGAUGAGCCAACUAGUGGUUUAGAUGCAUUUAUGGCUUUUCAAAUUUUGCAGUUACUAAUAAAGUUGGCAAAAACUGGAAGAACAAUUAUUUGUACAAUACAUCAGCCUAGAACACAAGUAUUUCAAGCAUUUGAUGAAAUCUUGUUAUUAUCUAGGGGAGAAAUGGUGUAUCUAGGCCCAUCAAAAUCAUCGGUGGAUUAUUUUUCGUUAAUUGGGUAUCCUGUACCAGAAAAUUAUAACCCAACAGAUUACUACUUGGAUUUGUUGGUUCCAAGAUCAAGUAUGGAUAAAUUUGCAGAUAAUCGUCUUCAUUCGAUUACUUAUGAACAGUUGAGAGUGUUGCCAGAACUAUAUUUAUCGUCCGAAUAUAAUGAUAGAGUAAUAAGAAAAAUAGAUGAGCAUUUGAAUAGACAGUAUUCUCAAAUUCCUGAGCUUUUAUUGUUUUCGAGGACUAGUCAUACAUGCUGUGGGUGGAUAAGAAAGAAGCUACAUGCUUUUAGUGUUGUUACAAAAAGAUCUUUUAUGAAUAAUGCAAGGAAUACAUUGGGAUCAUUAGUUUUUGGUAUUUUAGUUAAUGCUUUUAUUGCGGUUGUAAUUGGAAGUAUUUUCUUUAAUUUACCUUCAUUUAGUAAUGAUGCGGAUGAAUCUUUUUUACGUGCUGCUAACAUUAUGGGAGCACUUUUUUUCUCUGUAAUGACCGCAACAUUUGGAGCAAUGAUAGCAUUGGAAUCAUUCGCAAGAUUUAGAAUAAUAUUUUCUAGAGAGAGGGCAAAAGGUUUGUAUGGUCCUGCAACAUAUAUAUUGGGUAAACACGUUGGCGAUUUUAUCUUUGAAAUCGUUCCAAUUAUGAUAUUUAGUCAUAUAUUUUAUUUUAUGAGCAAUACUAACUCUGUUUCUUAUCCAGACUGGAGUAUUUUAACUCAGUAUCUAUGCUAUCAGCUAACGAUAUUAUUAACUUCCUGGGCAAGCUAUGGUUUGAUUUAUUUCAUUUGUGGAAUAACAAAAUCAUUGGAACUUGCAUAUGGAAUAGCUCCUCUGAUAAUAAUAUUUUUUGUGAUAGUAUCAGGUUUCUAUGUAACUGUUAAUAAGCUACCGUCAUGGAUUUCUUGGGUCAAGUACAUUUCGUUCCAGAGAUAUUCCUACUCGGCCUUGGCAGUAAAUACAUUUCCAGCUAACAAUAUAUGGGGUCUUAUUAAGACAGAUGAUCUACUUAAGCAAUUCUCUAUUGACCAAACUUCAUUCUUAUUUAAUGUAUUGAUCUUAUUUAUUUUGGGUAUUGCAUACCGAAUAUUUGCUUGUUUUGCAUUCACUCUCUUUUAUCGAAAUCUUGGUUUAGAAUGA
Messenger RNA from Cryptosporidium ubiquitum, 1932 nucleotides. RefSeq names its product ABC transporter protein. The record is from RefSeq and is a predicted model, not a curated record. Gene Ontology annotation, molecular function: ABC-type transporter activity; ATP hydrolysis activity; ATP binding. The transcript has a single exon. Bases 1 to 1932 code for a protein of 643 amino acids. Lineage: Eukaryota; Apicomplexa; Conoidasida; Eucoccidiorida; Cryptosporidiidae. Gene Ontology annotation, cellular component: plasma membrane.